AUGGGUAAGGUAGGCGGAGGAGGAGGCGGAGGUGGAGGAGCAACGGCGGGGAAGAAGAAGAAGAAAGGUCGUCCAUCUCUUUUAGAUCUCCAGAAACGGGCUCUAGAGCAACAAAAAUUGCAAAAUCAACAACAAUUACAACAGCGAAGAUCCAGUCGCCGGAACCCUAACUCUACUUCCGGAGAUAUCGGUUCGGUUGGUGAAGAAGAAUACUACGAUGACGAUGAUGAUGAGAGGAAAGAGAAAAAAGUCAAGCUCGUUGUUCGUUUGCCCCAAUCGGAUCAGCAACAACAACAACAUUUGUCGUCUGAUUUAAUUAGAUCCUCGUCGGUUAAUUCGGCAUCUUGCGGCUCUGAUUCGAAUGUAGAUGUUGAUAUUCGCAAAGUUAAAUCCGGAUCUGGUGGUGUUGCCACUGAUCAUCAGGGUGAAAAGGUUUUGAAAGCGAUGGACACUCUACAUGGGUCACCAUUGGAGUCUGGACCCACAACACCUUUGCCAGAUAAAAAGUUGUUGGUGUUCAUUCUUGACAGGCUUCAAAAGAAGGACACUCAUGGGGUAUUCUCUGAUCCAGUUGAUCCUAACGAGCUCCCUGAUUACCAUGAAAUCAUCAAGCAACCUAUGGAUUUUGGUACCGUCAGAAGCAAACUUGAUGAGGGAGUUUAUUCAAAUUUGGAAGAAUUAGAGGCAGAUGUUUAUUUGAUCUGCUCUAAUGCAAUGCAGUAUAAUUCAUCUGAUACCAUAUAUUUCCGGCAGGCGAGGUCUAUACAAGAGUUGGCAAAAAGGGACUUUGAAAAUCUGAGGCAAGAGGGGGAAGAUGGCGAGAUACAACCAAAAGUAGUGAAAAGAGGAAGGCCACCUGGCAAGCAAGUAAAAAAGCCACCUGGCAGACCCCCUUUGGACCGCGUUGGACCCGAGUCUACCUCAGGUGCCACGCUGGCAACCGCUGAAGAUAAUACUACCGAGUCUACUCCUUACAACUUACGAAAAGCACCACCCAUGCUGUAUAGGUAUCAGGCUGAUGGUUUACUCACCUCACAUCGAUCUCGCAACGGUGAACAUUACUCAGAAUUGUUGUCGGAUUGGAAUGAAGAGUUUCCAGAGCGCAUUCGGAAGGCCGAUAUGAAAUAUGGGAAUAAAAAUUUAAUUAUAGAUGAGACUAGGCGUGACACCUACAAGCAGUUUCAUCCUUCGGCUUUUGAGUCUUCACUUUUGUCGAACUUUGGUGGGGAAAGGAAGCAGCUAUUAGCGGUAGGUUUACAUGCUGAGCAUGGUUACGCUAGAAGCCUAGCUCGUUUUGCUGCAAAUCUUGGCCCUGUUGUCUGGAAGAUUGCUUCAAAGAAAAUCGAAAAAGCUUUGCCGCCCGGAGUGAAGUUUGGUCCGGGAGUCGUUGGUGAAAACGAAGCUUCUCCUCCACCCUCAUCAUUUUUCCCAUCCGCGAACCCGAGUCUUCCGAACCGACCUCAAACUCCAUCCUCUUUAGGACCAAACCCUGCCAUCUCAAACCGGCCGAAAGCCGAGAUCAUUGAGGCCUUGAAUUCCGGGAUAAGAAUCGGUAGAAAUGGUUUCAAUGGUGUUUUUGGAAGUAAUAUGACAAGUGGAGUAGAAUGCGAGAGAGUAGGUGAAGUGGGUGGUGGUUCUAGCAAACCGACUUCUUGGCCGCAACAGCGUAACGACGGUAAAGGAGACGACGUAAUGUGACGGAGGGCUUUGGUGGUGUUACAACAAUCAAAGCACAAAGUACUAGUACUCUACUACCAGUGGUGAAGAGAAGUGAGGUAAUUUCUAUAGGGUAGGAAUGAUUCUGUACAGAUUAAAACAUAACUAUCUUUUGUAACAUUGGACUGGUAAUUAAUCAGAUCAUGAUGGAUUAGAAAUAAGAAAGAAAAAAAAAAUGAGGGGUUAUUUUUGUAAAUUUUCAUUAUUAAUUUGGUAGUUUUUGAUUGACCCUUGGGACAUAUUAUAUAUGAUCAAGAGGACUAUUGUAUCCUGUUCU
Messenger RNA from Cynara cardunculus var. scolymus (artichoke), 1993 nucleotides. RefSeq lists its product as uncharacterized. Bases 1 to 1698 code for a protein of 565 amino acids. Gene Ontology annotation, molecular function: protein binding. The record is from RefSeq and is a predicted model, not a curated record. The transcript is spliced from 10 exons. NCBI's taxonomy places the organism in Eukaryota, Viridiplantae, Streptophyta, Magnoliopsida, Asterales, Asteraceae.